This is a messenger RNA of Effrenium voratum, 1770 nucleotides long. Lineage: Eukaryota; Dinophyceae; Suessiales; Symbiodiniaceae. The record is from the annotation of a GenBank genome assembly.
AUGGGGGUGGGCAAGGUGAAAGAGGUGCUGGUGCCGGGGCCCCAGGGCACAGUGAUGGUGGAGUUCCCGGACGGCACGAGGGAAGCCAAGGUCCAGCUUCUGCGUCCGGUGGAGGAUGCGCAGCCCCUGUGCCGCCUGUCGGCCGGGGAGUGCUUUGGCGAGCUGUCGUUGUUGUACAACACUCGGCACCUGGCAACCUGCAAAUCCGUGGAGCCUUCCGUGGUCUAUGCCGUGCCUUACCAGGUCUUCAAGCAGUGCUUCGGCAAGCGCGAGCGGCCGCAGGUUCAGGCGUGGAUCAAGCUGUUGGAUGAGGUGAACUUCCUGAACCCGCUGGUGAGGUCGGAAAGGGCAGAGGUGGCCCGAAACGCGGUGGGGCAAAUGAGCUUUAAGCCCGGCGAGUGGGUCAUGACGCAGGGCGAGAUGACAGAGCAGCUUUGGUUCGUUGUCGAGAAGGGUGGCUGCAAUAUGAUGCGCAAAGACUCAGCAGGCCAGGUGGAGUUUUCCGCGGAGCUCCGGCGAGGCCACCACUUUGGCGAGCGGGCCAUUUUCCUGCAGCAGCGAGUGGCGGAAGUCACAGUGCAGGCUGGCCCCAAGGGCAUGUGCUGCCUCGUGAUCGACGGCGAGCUGCUGCGGCAUCUGCCGCUGAACGUGGAGGGCCAAGAGACGGACUUCGGAGUGCCGGGCACCAGGGCGUCCUUGGUGGAUUAUCACAGGGGCGCUGCGGCGGCCCAGCGGGUGAAAGAUGAGAUCCCCUUCGAAGAGCUGGAGCGCAGAGCGGUGCUCGGUGAGGGCGGCUUCGGUGCGGUUUACCUCUGCCAGCGCCGCAACGAGCCAGACGUCGAGUACGCGCUCAAGCGGCUGUCCAAGGGCUACAUCGUGCAAGCCAACGCCGAGAAGCAAGUCUGCGCGGAGCGGGACAUCCUGUCCAUGAUGGAUAGCGACUUCAUCAUUCGCUUUUUUGGCUCCUACCAGGACAGCGAGUAUGUCUACAUGCUAAUCGAGCUGGCGCCGGGCGGGCAUUUGUUCCAGCUUCUCUGCGACAAGCCGCAGGUGCUUCUGUCUGACAGGCCUCGAGGCAGCGCCGCCAUGUUCUACUGUGGCUGCGUGACGCUGGCGCUGGAGUAUCUCCACGAGCGCCGCAUUGCCUACAGAGACCUGAAGCUCGAGAAUGUUCUCCUUGACUCCCGGGGUUACGCCAAGCUCUGCGACCUCGGCUUCGCGCGUUUUGUGCUGAGCAAGACCCACACUUUGCUGGGCACUCCCGAGUACAUGGCUCCAGAGAUGAUUGACCCACCUCACGCUCACAACCACAUGGUUGACUGGUGGGCUUUGGGCGUCUUAGCCUUUGAGAUGCUGAGCGGACAGGCACCUUGGGACAGCAUGGGCUAUGACGACAACCCCAUGGGGCAGCUGCUGGCGCUGCGCGAGAGCUUCAACCAGGGUCUACCUGAUGGCUUCCUGCCUGCUGCGCUACACCUUGCCAAGCACUUCAUCAAGCAGCUCUUGGUGGUGACCCCUGCGCGGCGUUUGGGCGCCAACGGGGCGGAGGAGGUGAAGAAGAGUGGUUGGUUCAAGUCCGGCACCUUCUCUUGGGACCAGCUGACUGCGCGCAAACUGCCACCGCCCUACACGCCUCCACCUGUGACCUACUCGGAGGAGGAGAUUGCAAAUGCGAAGCCGGCUAAGGCGUCGCGAGAGAGUAUGGCAGAGAGCAGGAAUAAGCUCUUUGUGCAGAGCACCACCACGGAUGACUGGGCGGCCGAUUUUUGA